This is a messenger RNA of Eutrema salsugineum, 1026 nucleotides long. Its product is annotated as protein C2-DOMAIN ABA-RELATED 9. The coding region runs from base 260 to 817 and encodes 185 amino acids. The record is from RefSeq and is a predicted model, not a curated record. The transcript has 5 exons. Lineage: Eukaryota; Viridiplantae; Streptophyta; Magnoliopsida; Brassicales; Brassicaceae.
AAUGGAUGAGAAGUACUGAAGAUAACGUGUAUGUACAGGUGAGAAAUGCGGAUGAAGGAGGAGCCCUAAAGAAAGCAAAGGAGCAGCGAUGAAAUCGGAUAUCCGAAAAAUUCGGAUGGAUCUGUCGAUAUUGUUUUCGGAAGCCCGCGUCGAAUCAGCGUCGACGUUUCUCGUAAAUUCUAUCUUCCUUGCAAAUUCCAGAUCGUGUCGAAUUUAUAAAUUACAUCAAAUCCCCGCUUAAUUUGGGCUAAAUUCAGCGAUGGAGGAUAAACCGCUAGGGAUUCUGAGAGUUCAUGUGAAAAGAGGGAUUAAUCUCGCGAUUCGCGAUGCCACGACCAGCGAUCCUUAUGUUGUUGUAACAUUGGCUCAUCAGAAACUUAAGACGCGUGUGAUCAAUAGUAAUUGUAAUCCAGUGUGGAACGAACAACUGACCCUUUCCAUCAAAGAUGUGAAUGAUCCAAUCCGUCUGACGGUGUUUGAUAAAGACAGAUUCUCGGGAGAUGACAAAAUGGGUGAUGCAGAAAUAGACAUGAGGCCUUUCCUAGAAGCGCAUCAGAUGGAGUUAGAUUUCCAGAAGCUCCCCAAUGGUUGUGCGAUCAAGAGGAUCCGUCCAGGAAGGUCCAACUGUUUGGCUGAAGAAAGCAGCAUCACUUGGAGUAAUGGGAAGAUCAAACAAGACAUGAUUCUUAGACUAAAGAAUGUGGAGUGUGGGGAAGUGGAGAUCAUGCUUGAGUGGACUGACGGUCCAGGCUGCAAGGGUCUUGGCCGCGAAGGAUCCAAGAAGACACCAUGGAUGCCAACAAAACGAUUGGACUAAAAGAUGCAGAAAUGUUAAAACAAGACCGUGAAGAUGUGAUGGUUUUUUCUUCUUAUGUUCAUGGAAAGACGUCUUUGUCUCAUCAGACUUUAAUUACAAAAAAAAGGCUCUGCUUUGAUCUUUAGUUGUACAUGUCGAAUAACCCAACCCUUACAUAUAUUUGUAUCUGUUUCUACUAUUGAAGAAAUAAAGCAAAACCUGAAUUUCUA